Fraxinus pennsylvanica is the source of this 318-nucleotide messenger RNA. The record is from the annotation of a GenBank genome assembly. Lineage: Eukaryota; Viridiplantae; Streptophyta; Magnoliopsida; Lamiales; Oleaceae.
AUGGCGACAAUCUCUAUUCCUCUAUCUCCAAAGGCGUUCUCCGGCCGACAACUUCCGACCAAAUGUGGCCGUCCCACUCCCCGGGAGCUCCACUUGCCCUUCAAAAUCAGGUGUUCCUCGAUAGAGAAUGGUUUCAAAUCUGUAGAAAGUUCUACUCAAUUUAAGGAGCUCAGGAAUGUAGCUUGUGGUGUUCUUGCUGUUUGGGCUGUGACUGCUGCCUCGCCUGUAAUUGCAGCUAAUCAGGUCAAAGUUCAAGAGCCUUGCAUUUUUAAUUUGAUUUUACAAUUGAUAGAAAAAAAUAUCUGGGAACAGAAUUAA